Messenger RNA from Cercocebus atys (sooty mangabey), 2463 nucleotides. RefSeq names its product F-box protein 27 (gene FBXO27). The transcript is spliced from 6 exons. Bases 817 to 1674 code for a protein of 285 amino acids. Gene Ontology annotation, biological process: SCF-dependent proteasomal ubiquitin-dependent protein catabolic process; glycoprotein catabolic process. The record is from RefSeq and is a predicted model, not a curated record. Gene Ontology annotation, cellular component: SCF ubiquitin ligase complex; cytoplasm. NCBI's taxonomy places the organism in Eukaryota, Metazoa, Chordata, Mammalia, Primates, Cercopithecidae. Gene Ontology annotation, molecular function: protein binding; ubiquitin protein ligase activity.
CCAUGUUGGCCAGGCUGGUCUUGAAUUUCUGACCUCAAGCGAUCUGCCCGCCUUGGCCUCCCAAAGUGCUGGGAUUACAGGCAUGAGUCACCGCACCCAGCCACAAUUGUAUUUUUAUUGGACAGAGCUGAUCUAGAGGUUAAAAUGAGGUGUUCCGGAGCUAAGCUGGCUGGAUUCAAGUCCCUACUAGCUGGUGAUCAUAGGCAAGUCACCUGGCCUCUCUGCUGCUCUCAGUUUUUUCACCUGUGAAGUAAAGGGCGUAACAGCACCUACUUCAUGGGGUUGCCACCUUGGCUGUCAGCAAAACCGUCCAUAAAAGUUGGCUGGUGUUACUACUGGUUGCAGCAUCCAUUUUUAGCAGCUGGAGCCUGUUUUCUCCUGUGAAGUGAAGAUAACCAUGCCCGACCUUAAAGGUGAUGGAAAUUUUUUAACACGUUAACGGAUAUGAGGCCUCCCACUCAGAAGCCUGACCAAAAUAACAACGGUUGCUCGGAGCCAGACGUCUCAUUGCCACUAACGAAUUAGGGACAUUUCAAGGGGCCGGCUGGAGGGGAAGGCAGUGAGCGGCAGACCCUGGAUCCCCACCUGGCCCCCUCGCAGGAAGCAGGUUGGGUCUGGAGAGGGGAAGGGAGUAGGUGGGAGGGGCUGGGGAGUAAGAAAGAGGAUGCAGGGGUGGGUGACGCUGGCUAGUAAGAGGGGAGGGGCCGGCGAGUUAAAAGGACGCAGAGGGGCGUGGGGAGCUUGCAACAUAGCUAGGGUAUCCCGGGUAGGAGCGCCGCCAGGCCCUGGGCCACAGCCGGGCCUGGCGGGGGGACCAUGGGCGCCUGGGCCUCCAGGGGCCGGGCCGCCCGGGUCCCCGCGCCGGAGCCGGAGCCGGAACCCGAAGAGGCGCUGGACCUGAGCCAACUGCCCCCGGAGCUGCUUCUGGUGGUGCUGAGCCACGUCCCCCCGCGCACGCUUCUCGGGCGGUGCCGCCAAGUGUGCCGGGGCUGGCGAGCCCUGGUGGACGGCCAGGCCCUGUGGCUGCUGAUCCUGGCCCGCGAUCACAGCGCCACCGGCCGCGCGCUACUGCACCUAGCCCGCAGCUGCCAGUCUCCCGCCCGUAACGCCAGGCCUUGCCCCCUUGGCCGCUUCUGCGCGCGCAGACCCAUCGGACGCAACCUUAUUCGCAAUCCCUGCGGCCAAGAAGGCCUCCGAAAGUGGAUGGUGCAGCACGGUGGGGACGGCUGGGUGGUGGAGGAAAACAGGACAACCGUGCCCGGGGCCCCUUCUCAGACGUGCUUCGUGACCUCAUUCAGCUGGUGUCGCAAGAAGCAGGUCUUGGACCUAGAGGAGGAGGGUCUGUGGCCAGAACUGCUGGAUAGUGGCAGGAUUGAGAUUUGUGUCUCUGACUGGUGGGGAGCCCGACACGACAGUGGCUGUAUGUAUAGACUCCUUGUCCAACUUCUAGACGCCAACCAGACUGUUCUAGAUAAAUUUUCUGCUGUGCCUGAUCCCAUCCCACAGUGGAACAACAAUGCCUGCCUUCACGUCACCCACAUGUUCUCCAACAUCAAGAUGGGCGUCCGCUUUGUGUCUUUCGAACACUGGGGCCAGGACACACAGUUCUGGGCUGGCCACUAUGGAGCCCGUGUGACCAACUCCAGUGUGAUCGUACGAGUCCAUCUGUCCUAGUCCAGGACUAUCCUUCUUGCAAGACAGCCUGACUGUGCCUUCCAGGGCCCGGAACCAUUGGCUGGGACUCACCAUUAACCAAUUGACCACUUGUACCUCCCUGGCAUACUGAGAAUUCCUGGGUCCAAUCAAAGGCCCUGAUGGGCCCCGUCUUCAGGUUCUAGAAACUACCAGAAGAAGCUUCUUCCAUCUUAUCUACCUACUGUAGCUGCUGCUUUUGGGGGGCCUACUCUACUGAGGGGAACCCACAGGUGAGCCUGGGGGAACGCCCAUCUUGGAGAAGAAUUCUCGCCCUCCCCUCUCUUCUCUUCCCACCCAAAACCCUCCGAUCCAGCCCCAGGUCCCUCUGUCCCAUCCCCUUCCCUCCCCGCCAUUGACCUCUUGUCUCCUAUUGUUUCUGCCAUAGGGACUUCUUUGGUCCCUUCAGAGAAGCCCUCUACUCGUCUCUGAACUUAGAGCCUCAUCCUUAAGGCUCAGAAAGUCCUAGCCCUAAGGGUGCGAACCUCACCUCCUGGGGCUUCCGAGCUGCAGGGCUGGGACCAGGUCAUGCAGCUGAAAAUCCACGUUAAAAAAAAAAAGUCUGGGCCGGGCACAGUGCCUCAUGCCUGUAAUCCCAGCAUUUUGGGAGGCCAAGGCAGGCGGAUCACCUGAGGUCAGGAGUUCAAGACCUAGCCUGGCCAACAUGGUCAAACCCCGUCUCUACUAAAAAUCUAAAAAAUUAGCUGGGUGUGAUGGUGCGCGCCUGUAAUUCCAGCUACUCAAGAGGUUGAUGCAGGAGAAUCACUUGAG